AUGCAGCCGUCCGAAGUCGAUCAUGCUUUAGAGAAACUCGAACAAACGUAUGCUCCUUUCCUCAUGGAUGCCCAUGCAACUCCAUUUGGUGCACUUGUUGAAAUAAGCCGUCUUGCAUCGACAUCAGUAGCAAAUGAUUCCUGCUUGCCUUACAUAUUCUGGUCCACAAAAGGAAACUUUACCGAGUUGACUUUGGCUGACUCGUGUGAAACUGUCAAGCUCCAUCAUAUAUCACAUCUUGCUAGUAGCAUUAUGAAGAAAAUUGAAAACGAAAUAGCCAUGCUGACACACGGUAUCAGUCUCGAUGUGAUAUUGGGCAUCAGUAACAACUCCUACCUUGCUCUGUAUGAUGAGCCGAACAAUACCACAAUCGGGUAUUCAUUCGUGUACGACGAGUGCAACGACCUGCACAGCCAUUAUCAUAUGUUUGUUGGACACGUCCAUACGUCUCCCGAUGAAAUCAUAUCCUUUGUUACCAGCUCUACUCUUGUAAUACGCCAUGGAGAACCGGUGUCACCUGAUGUCUUACGAGACAGUACUCUGGCUGACCUUCAAGCCGGUCAUAGCAGCGAAGUUGCUGGUCGGUUUUACUCGCGUUCCGAUCAGGACCCACGACAUCUUGAUGCAACAACUGCCUUCGAAUAUUAUCAUUUGUCUGCAAAGUGGCAGGAUUUGCUGGGUGUCGGACCAGGCAUUUAUGAUUUCUCUGCAGUGACGGAAGCAAUGCGAACAGCCGCCUCAAAACAAGAUCUAGCUGUGGCUGCAUAUCAUCGAGAGAACCAGGCUAUCUGUGAACGAGUCGCAUUGUUGCAGUUUCAACAGCAGCUAUCAAUCGAGAAUACAGUACGGCGCUUGGUGAAUACGCCGCCAGCACCGGAUCUGUCUCUGGAUUGUACAGACGUGGCUGACAAUAACGUCGGUCUACAGGCUUUAGAAGCGUUACGGCUGUCAUUGAAUGCGCCUAUGGCAUCGUUCAAGUCUUCGGCACAAGCAGUCGCAAUUCAACAUGCUUUACUCGGACAGAAUGAUCUUUUGGUUGCUUUUCCGACUGGUGGUGGAAAAACAUCGGUAUACCUUGCGCCGCUAAUGAAGGAAAAUCAAACGACGGUUCUUGUUCUGCCUCUCGUUGCCCUUGCAGCAGACGUCAUCAAACGCGUCAAAGACCUAAAUGUCUCAUGUGGCGAGUACACAAACAGCAUGUCAGCAGUACAACAUCUACCGAGGCUUCUAUUGGUUUCCAUCAAACAGGCUGCGACUAGUCGUUUUGCUGCUUUUCUUCGACUUGCGCAUAGCAGUGGAAAGAUUUCCCGGGUCGUUUUAGACGAAGCUCAUCUUGCUGUUCAGUCUGCCGAUUACCGCCAAUCAAUGCAUCAACUAUUAUGGUUGCGUACUGUGCAAGUACCUUUGAUUUGCUUGACUGCCACCUUGCCUGUUAGUAUGGAGAAAGAGUUAUCCAUUUGCCUUGGUACCAGCUUCAAUGUAAUCCGAGCAUGCACUGUGCGCGAGAACCUCAAGUACAUAAUCGAAGACGCAGGGAAUGACAAGCGCAAGGCUACAUUGAAAUGGAUGACAGAAGCUUUGAAUGCACCAAACGACUCAUGCAUAAAAACUAUUUUUGUGAGUUUAUUUUUGGUCUAA
Zychaea mexicana is the source of this 1638-nucleotide messenger RNA. RefSeq lists its product as uncharacterized. Gene Ontology annotation, cellular component: RecQ family helicase-topoisomerase III complex; chromosome; cytoplasm. NCBI's taxonomy places the organism in Eukaryota, Fungi, Mucoromycota, Mucoromycetes, Mucorales, Lichtheimiaceae. Gene Ontology annotation, molecular function: nucleic acid binding; 3'-5' DNA helicase activity; ATP binding. The transcript is spliced from 7 exons. Gene Ontology annotation, biological process: double-strand break repair via homologous recombination. Bases 1 to 1638 code for a protein of 545 amino acids. The record is from RefSeq and is a predicted model, not a curated record.